UGAUGGAGGGAUGGAGCCAGGGCUGCAGCGCCAUGGCAACAGCCUAGCCCCGCCGCAGCAUCCGCCGCAGCAUCCCCCGCACCAUCCCCCGCGGCCUCGCCGGACCGCAGCUUAAAUAUACUGCCGCAAAAUAGAAUUUCAAGCAAUCGUUUGUCGAAGAUUCUGGGCCAUAUUAACCAAGGUAGAAAGAGCCAAAAUGAAGCACUUUCUGAGAUGGUGAUGAAGGUGACAUCUUGGAAUGCCGUGACUUCCCGUUCAUGUUCCAAAUUGAAGAAAAACUUGCGUAUGCCCAGCAGAAUGCUGAUCCAGAUGUUCCUAUUUUUUUACUGUAAAUUCCUGUGGCGUUGUCUGAAAUUUGUAGUGAGGAAACUAACAGGGCGAUGUGAACUGCAAAGGAUCUGUUACAACACCAAGCCCGGGGCCAGCAGAACCAUGAAAAUAGAAUCAUCGCUCAGAGGUUCAAAGAAUAAGCUUUUGCAAACUUCAGUAAGUGUUCACCCUGAUGCUAUUGAAAAGACUAUAGAUGACAUCAUGGAACUAAAAGAAAUUAAUCCUGACAUAAAUCCACAGUUGGGAAUCUCUCUUCAGGCCUGUCUUUUGCAAAUUGUGGGGUACAGAAACCUUGUUGCUGAGGUUGAAAAACUCCGCAGGGAGCCAUAUGAUUCAGAUAAUCCUCUACACGAAGAAAUGCUUUUAAAGUUGUGGAAAUUCUUGAAGCCCAACACUCCUUUGGAAGCUCGAAUUUCUAAGCAGUGGUGUGAAAUUGGUUUCCAAGGUGAUGAUCCUAAAACGGAUUUUCGAGGGAUGGGUCUACUGGGAUUAUAUAACUUGGAGUAUUUUGCGGAGCGGGAUUCCGCAGCAGCCCAGCAAGUCCUCUCUGAUUCUCUUCAUCCAAGAUACAGGGAGGUCACUAAGCAGGAGAUGAGCAAAGUCACCAAAGCAGAGUGGGAAAAGAAAAGAUUUGAUAAAGCAAUCGGGUAUUCUUUUGCCAUAGUGGGCAUUAACAUAACUGACCUUACUUAUAACUUGCUGGUAAGCGGAGCCUUGAAGACUCAUUUCUACAACGUUGCCCCUGAAGCCCCAACAUUGUCCCAUUUUCAGCAAACCUUCUGCUAUCUGAUGCAUGAGUUUCAUAAAUUUUGGAUCGAGGAGGAUCCCUUGGACAUAAUGGAGUUCAAUCGUGUGCGGGAGAAAUUCCACAAGCGGAUCUUAAAACAGCUCCAAAGUCCAGACAUGGCACUGUGCCCCCACUUUGCUGCCUCAGAAGGUUUAAUCAACAUGUAAUGCCCGAUUUUCACUUUGCCGGGAAAUACUUGGAUCACUGCCCUUCCGUUGUGUUAGAUCCCCGCUUAGGUCAUGACUCCCACAUUGAAUGAACGCAGCGAUCGUAUGCAUGCUUUCUCGUGCUGUUUCUCCACCUAUCUUGUCAUAAGCACCAGAUCCCCAAAUCCUACUGUUUCCAGGGGACCAUGGCAUUAUGCAGUGUUACAUCCUGAACUGACGCCAGGUACGAAGAGAGUUUUCUAUUUUUUUAAAUAUUUCUCCCCUCAUAAAUCAACAUUGAAGAACUGUAUUUCUCUAGCUGCAUUUUGUAUAUGUGAAAUAAUCAGCUGAAUCUUGUACUGUGAAAGCCUUUUAACUUAUUGAUACGUUGGCAUUUCAAGCCAAGUCAAAGCUCAGAGCUCAUUGCCAUGAAGUAUGUACCUUUAGUAUACUACAGGCCACCACAUGAUAAGCCAAACUGUUCCCCUCGCAAGCAUAUAGUUGCGCUUCAUGAAAAUGUAAUGAAACUUACGAGAUACAAACUUCCGUAGAGAUGUCUGAUUCCAAUAAGGCAGAAUUGCACUGGACUUCCAUCAUCUCUGUCAGUUUCAUGGUCUUGUGACUAUCAAAUGAUUUUUCCUUCCAUUAUAGCAUUCACAGUGAUGGAAUACUUAAAAAGAAAUAUCCUUUUUCCAGAGGUUAUGAAGAUUUGAUCGCUUUAUUGCCCAAGAGACAGCUCAGGCCUGAUCGAAGCUGGCUCUGCUGGUUGAAUUGGGCCAGUUUAAAGUGUGAACAGUUUAUCUAAUCAGCAGGUGGCAUGAAUUAACAAUUUGCAUGGAAAUGAGCUACCGGGAAGAAGUAAAAAGUCGUGCCUUCCGUUGGCACUUCUUGGCAAUUGCAAUUCAGUUUUCACUCACAACAAAGAGAAAAUUGCUCUAAAGACUUUGGAAAAAGAUCCAUAUAUUCCAAAACUGCUAUUAAAAAAAAUAGGAUCCAAUUUUUAAAAAAAUAUGUUUGGAAUUAUGACUGGGUAGUCUGUUGAACUGUUGAACCAUGGCAUUUCACACCCAUGGUAUUUUUUUAAUCUUCUAUCAAUUUUAGUAUCAUUCGAGGUUUAUGUAAUCACGUACAUUCUAAGAUGAAUUUUGAGUAUUGCCCAAUUUAUUGUCAAUUAUCCAAUAAAUUAUCACUCUAAA
Tachyglossus aculeatus (Australian echidna) is the source of this 2459-nucleotide messenger RNA. RefSeq names its product ELMO domain containing 1 (gene ELMOD1). Lineage: Eukaryota; Metazoa; Chordata; Mammalia; Monotremata; Tachyglossidae. Gene Ontology annotation, molecular function: GTPase activator activity. Bases 214 to 1284 code for a protein of 356 amino acids. The transcript is spliced from 13 exons. The record is from RefSeq and is a predicted model, not a curated record.